GUCUGCGCUUCACUCAGCCUCGAGCGAGCGCACUGAGCAAGCCGAACAAAAUCCCGACUAGACUCGCGAGAGCUGGCGAGAACAAACAGAAACCCCGGCUUUCACAAAGCUCCGAAGGCGCAACGUGGAAGAAAGCAAGCUGCCGCGAUGGCGACUUACACGAGGUCAGACAGCUGCCGUGUGUGUCCUUCUGCGCGCGGGAACCGCUUCGACACGGCGCGCCGCAAGCGCGCGGCCCCCAACAUCUUCGAGCACGUGAGCGAGGACGCGCUCGCGCGCCUCUUCCGCAAGGCGGGCGACGCGAAGGCCGAGGAGCGCGUGCGGAGCAUCUUCUCGUGCGCCAACGACCCGGACGAGACGGCGCGCGCCCUGAUGGCGCUCAAGCAGCGGAAGAAGGACAAGUUCCUGCAGAUCGCGCGCACGCUCCGCGGCCUGCUGAAGCUGCGCUGAGGAUUCACUUCUCGCGGCUCCGGUAGAAGAGUCGCAGAUGAGUGACAGCAGCUCGAGAGACGAGCGGGGAGCCGACUCAGAGUCGACACUGCGCGCGGAUGCUCAGGGACACCGACGAGAAACUUCCACGUGCCAGAGACAGAGAGAGAGAGAGAGAGACGCUCACGAGCCGGCGGGGAAAGUCUCACAGGGCCGCGUAUGGCAAGCCGAAGGGUCCAAACACGCCACAAAUGGACGCUUUUUAACGGCUGCUGAAGUCAAGUGCCGGUGCCGGUGCCAUGUUGUGGUGAAGCUCACACACACACACACAGCAGCUCUGAGCUGAAGCUCUGCUGCAAUGCACAUCGCAGAGAAACACAUGAAGAAACUUCCAGAACUUUUGCAAAGACUGAUGGACUUCAUGAGCAGUUACAAGCUCCUGUGUUUUAUUUUUAUAUCACUACAAUGCUAUGAUAACUUUUUGAUCAUGCAUUUGCACACAUUUUGUAAUUUCUACAAUAAAUUAUUAACUUUAAAAAAAAAAAA
Molecule: messenger RNA, 975 nt
Organism: Pangasianodon hypophthalmus (striped catfish)
Lineage: Eukaryota; Metazoa; Chordata; Actinopteri; Siluriformes; Pangasiidae
Gene: tcima
Product: transcriptional and immune response regulator a
Exons: 1
Coding region: 148-450 (100 amino acids)
Biological process (GO): negative regulation of Notch signaling pathway; endothelial cell activation involved in immune response
Cellular component (GO): nucleus; cytosol
Molecular function (GO): Notch binding
Source: RefSeq, a predicted model, not a curated record